Ectocarpus siliculosus is the source of this 963-nucleotide messenger RNA. Lineage: Eukaryota; Phaeophyceae; Ectocarpales; Ectocarpaceae. The record is from the annotation of a GenBank genome assembly.
AUGGACCGCUGCGACGACGACAGUUUUGGUGGAAUCAACCGUAGGCCUCCGGUGACAGAUGGAUUCCAUCGCUUGACAAAAAGGGUCAAGAGACACAUGACAUCCACGAACCAAGACGCCAAGUUUCUCAAGAAGAUGAAUGCGUCGUUCCCGGGAGUGGUGUGCACUAUAGAUAGCUUCGUUGACAUUUCGGCAUAUCGCACUACCCAUCAUAGCAACGGGGAGGCAGAGCGCGUUGUCACACAGUCCGAUGUGCAAGAUGCGGACAUGGACGCGGAAGUCGCUACGGGAAACGGUCUCUCCAAGGCAUGGAUUUGCGAAGUUUGUAACAAAGAGCUGGUCUACAUACGCAAAGAUGCGGAGAGAGUUUGCCCUGAUUGCGGGUUGUCGCACCCGUAUCAGGAGAUGACCAGAGAAGACUGCAUCCGGCAAGGAUACGUGAGCCACACCACGUACAUGUACAAGCGACAGAACCAUUUCAAGACCUGGCUUAAGCGCACGCAGGGCAAGGAGACUACGACCGUCGACAAAGGGGUGGUUGACAGUGUCCGUUUCGAGCUCAAGAAGCAACGGAUCGAUGACAUCAGAACGAUCAGUCACACCAAAGUGAGAGAGAUCCUGAAAAAGCUUCGCUUGAACAAGCACUACAACAAUUGCGUACAAAUCACGGCGAUUAUUACGGGUGUAACGCCCCCGCAGAUGACGAACGAGCAGGAGACUGCUCUUCUCCAGAUGUUUGACGCGAUUCAGGAGCCUUUCCAGAAAAUCAUCCGAAGUGAGCCACGGCAAAACAUGCUGUCGUAUUCGUUCUUGAUCCACAAAUUCUUGGAGCUCAUGUCGUGGGACGAGUACCUUCCCUACUUUCCUUUGCUAAGGUCGGUCGACAAGAUACAGUAUCAGGACUGGAUAUGGCGGAAGCUUUGUGCCGAGGUAGGGUUCGAAUACAUCAGGUCGACGAUGUAG